AUGUCCGUGGCAGCAGAAGAGGGACGAAAGUCAAACACAAAAGGGAGAUGCGCAAAAUGGAUGUGGUGUUUGUUUCCGCAUGUUUGCCUAAUUUUCUCUCUCAUUGUUUAUACGACGUUGGGAGCGCUGAUGUUUUGUCAGAUUGAGAAGAGGAACCCUUUUAACGAGUCGGUGGAAUUCCGUGCGGUUGUACGCAAAGUGGUGGAGAUGGUUCAGAAUCACACUGAGUCAUCGAUGCAGCAAGACUUGUUGAAUAACAUAGAAACGAUUUUGAAAGCAUACAGUACUAAAAAGGAACAGAAUCAGAACUGGACCUUCUAUGGAUCACUUUUCUUUUGCUGUACCGUGUUCACUACAGUGGGUUAUGGGCAAAUGUAUCCUGUGACUACAGAGGGGAAGGUGGCUUGUAUCCUAUAUGCAAUGGUGGGCAUCCCCCUCAUGUUGCUGGUCAUCUCAGAUGUGGGCGAUAUGUUAGCUGUUCUCUUGUCUAAGGUGUAUGCUCGUCUCAGCUUGUUCUUCAAGCAACUGGUGCUUAAUUGCUUGAGGAGCCUUCAAAGGGAUGGCAAAGAAUCAUCUCCUCACCAAGUGCAAGGUUCUCUUGCUGAUGGUACCUACACUUUUAGCAAGGAAGUGGUGGUGCAUGAGACAAUGGACAUUCAGCAAGUGAUAAGAACCCAGUCUUCCUUCAGACGCAAGUCCUUACAGCUUCGUAAUAACAAAGAGAUCUUUGACCGGAUUGUUGUGAAAGAAAACUUCAAGCUUCAAAGGGAACGUUUCAAGAGCUCUCGAACAAAAUCCAGCUCCUGUCCGGAGCUUGACCGCAUACCCCUACAGACAGGCAAGUUCUUCAACAGCAUUGGACAGGAGAUGGAUCAUUUUAAAUCCCCUUUGCUGGUUAUUCUGCUGGUAGUAUUUGGUUACAUGCUGAUCUGCAGUCAAAUUUUGAGACAGUGGGAGAAAGAGAUGAAUCAUUUUGAUGCCUUUUAUUUUACCUUCAUCACCUUGACCACCAUCGGUUUUGGUGACAUUGUGCCUAAGCACCCAAUGUACUUCAUGGUUACCUUUUUGUUUAUUAUCAUGGGAAUGGCCAUUAUGAGUAUGGCCUUCAAACUCGGCCAAUCAAAAAUUGUUAGCUUUUAUAGGCGGUGCAUAAAGUGUCUUAGCAUGGGCAAUGUACUGCAAAAAGAUCUAGAGAGUAAGUGAAGACAGAAGUAGCAAAGGGCUUUUGUGGUUUGAGCUUUGCUAAUGGCACACAGAACUACUACAGGAAAAUAUGGCCAGUCUCAGCACAUGGCUAUUAGUUUUAAUGUUUAUAUCACUGCCAGUUUGAUAGAUUAGGUCGAAGGGGUAUGGCGCACAAUCCUGCUGCAGUACACACCUGUGGUACACAGGAGAAAACGGGCUCAUAAUAAGAUAUGCAUCUGAGCCAGAUGCAAAGAUGAGACCUGCCUCUAUGUGUUGUGGCUUUCACUUCAGUGCCUGUAUUGUAAGGAAAAGUGCAUGAGACCAUUAUAUUUAUAUGUUGUUUGGUCAGAUAUAUCGGAUGUAACGUGCUGCUGAUCAGAAAUGUCACUUAGCAAGUCCAUUUAUUCAUGACAUUUAUUCAUGUUUAUGCAAGAGUAUAUCUACAGGGUAAAUUGUGUAUUGCAUUUUUCACUGCAUUUUAAGGAAUGUAAGCCUGUCUAUUUGUACUUGUCUCUAGGUUUUGUUUAGUUUCCAGUAUAAUAUAAUGUUAUAAUGUAUUUUCAAUUUAAAGUUAAAUGAAAAUUCUGUCAUUAUUUACUCAUCUUUAUUUUUGUGGCUUGACAGACAUGUUCAAGUCACUAUUAUAAACACUAGAUUAUAAAAGAAUGAUGAAGCACCUGCAAUGCACUUGUGAAGUUUAAUAUUAUCAACUGAUCAUGCACUUUGAAACCAAAUUAAUAAAUGAAUAAUUCU
Molecule: messenger RNA, 1938 nt
Organism: Myxocyprinus asiaticus (Chinese sucker)
Lineage: Eukaryota; Metazoa; Chordata; Actinopteri; Cypriniformes; Catostomidae
Gene: kcnk18
Product: potassium channel, subfamily K, member 18
Exons: 3
Coding region: 1-1203 (400 amino acids)
Biological process (GO): potassium ion transmembrane transport; stabilization of membrane potential
Cellular component (GO): membrane
Molecular function (GO): potassium ion leak channel activity
Source: RefSeq, a predicted model, not a curated record